CAGAGAUGCGACAUGUGACAGCAGGUUAGACAUGCAGUAAAGAGCUGUAGAUCGAGUGUCUGUGUGCACAAACAGACUGGGGUGAGAGUAACGCUAAGCCAAAUUGCCUGAUUUACAACCGCUUCAUAUACAGGCUUUCCAUCGGAAAAGGCAUAUGGGCAGAGUGACCUAGCAAGAACUGAACAUCUCUACAGCUUUCAUCUGCAGCCAACAUGACAACUGCCACAAGGCUUUUGGAUGAGCUGUGCCACCUCACUGCUCAGUCGCUGACCUCGCUGGAUCCAUCCGAUCACUUCCAGGUCAUCAAACUCCUGGGUGAAGGCUCAUAUGGCAAGGUCAUGCUGGCAAUGCAUAAGAAGAGAGGUACUCCCAUGGCUUUAAAAUUCUUUCCUCGUGACUCGACCUCUCUCCUCUCCUUUCUGAGGGAGUACAACCUCUCUCUGGCCUACUGUACCCACCCAUCUCUCACAUCUGCUCUGGGAAUUGCCUUUUCCACCCCUACUCAUUAUGUCUUUGCCCAGCAACCCAGUCUCUAUGGAGACCUAUAUGAUGUCAUUGUUCCUGAGGUGGGUCUGGAGGAGAGUUGUGUUCAGAGAGUGGUGUCUCAGAUCAGUGGAGCUCUUUCUCACCUCCACACUCUUGGCUUUGUCCACCGUGAUGUUAAGCCAGAAAACAUAUUCCUGUGCGACCGUGACUGUCGAUGGGUGAAGCUUGGUGAUUUUGGUAUGGUGAAGGCAGCAGGUACCAGGGUCCCCUGUGUGUGGUACAGCUCUCCCUAUUGUACCCCUGAGGCAGAGAUAGCAAGGGAGAAGGAGCUGAACGACUCAGGGUCCCCCUCUGUGGAUGAGAAUGGCAACAAGAGCAAAGAGGGCUCCCAGAAGACUACAAAAAAACGUUUAUUAGUCUCGGUAGAGGUCAGCACAGACAGCUGGGCACUAGGAAUUCUGAUCUAUGCUAUGCUAAUGGGAAGUCUACCCUGGUCUGAGAGUGUUCUGGACAAUGUUGCAUAUGAGAGGUAUUUCAGGUGGAGUGAGAGGAUGCAAACUGAAGACAGUGGGUCAGAUGGUCUUAAGGAGUUCUACUAUGUAGCCCCACAGUUCACAGCAUUCACUCCAUUGGCCUGCUCUCUUUUUCAAGCAUUACUGCACCCAAAGCCCAAUCUUCGAGCAACCCCAGGGGAGGUAGCUGCAUAUCUGGGAGGAGCCUGGCUGCUGACUAGUGAUAUUAGUGGGUGAAGAAGUAGAAUAAAACAGUCAGGUAGUAGCAAUGGCAAGUUUCACUUCAAUAUAAACUCUUUUACAUCAUCUUUCAUUAUGUAUCUUUGGGAACACUGGCACUGCCGCUGUCAUGCUUGGUCUCAGGCAGAUGAGUCUGGCAUGGCGGUUAAGUUAAGCUAGCAACUCUUUAGGUCACAACCCGAGAGCGAGAAGUAAAAUCUUUUAUGACUGAGCUAAACCUGUCUAUGACUGAGCUAAACCUGGCUAUGAUUAAGCUUAACGUGGCUAUGACUGAUCUAAACCUAGCUAUGACUGACCUAAACCUAACUAUGACUGACCUAAACCUAGCCAUGACUGAGCUAAACCUGGCUAUGACUAAGCUUAACGUGGAUAUGACUGACUUAAACCUAGCUAUGACUAACCUACACCAAACUAUGACUGACCUAAACCUAGCUAUGACUGACUUAAACCUAACAAUGACUGACGUAAACCUAGCCAUGACUGAGCUAACCUGGCUAUGACUAGCCUAAACCAAGCCAUCACUAAGCUUGACAAUGAACCAAGCCUAAGUCGGCUACAACUAGGUUUACACUUGCUAUGAUUGGGCUCAGCUGCUGUUUUCUUUGAUAAACAAAUGCAAACUAGACAAAUAAAAUUAAAAUGACAUAACAGCAAACUAAACAAAUUAAACAAAAAUAUCUAAUGGACUCAGAAACAAAUGACUCAUAGGCGAUAUACAGGUGAUAGAAGUGAUUCAUAAAAGCUGUAUUUCAACGAGACGGUAUCAAUCAUAGAUUGUAAUAAAGCAACACACUAUAUAGAAUAUCCUCAGCAUAACUGUUAAUACACUGCUGCCACCUACUGGAUAUAUUUUGAACUGCAAGAACAGACAUAUAAAUCAUGGUUAUUUAUGAAAUGUAAAUAUUGAUGUUUUUAAGGGUUAUUUUGAGAAUGAGUAUUCAAGUACUUGUUUGGACCUACCAACCAGUAUUCAAAGCGGGCCAGCUACACUAUUCUUUUCUAAUUAGUGAGUCCAGAUACCUUGAUUGCCCUGCGAUGAACUGGCGACCUGUCUAGAGUGUAUUCUGUAUUCCGCCCGAUGAUUGCUGAGAUAGGCUCCAUCAUUGGACGAACAGUAUUUGCAUACUUUCUGACAUUAAAUAUAUGGACAUGUGGUUUAGGUAUAUGUUCAUCUUCAGGACAGACUUAUUUGUAUACCUGCUUAUGACUUUCUUACACUUGUUUUUAAAGUAAACUGAUGUGUUUUUGUUGGAUAACACUAAUAGGAGAAACAGAGCAGAGCAUAUAAUACUUGUUACUGAUAUAAUCAAUG
Pygocentrus nattereri (red-bellied piranha) is the source of this 2550-nucleotide messenger RNA. Its product is annotated as serine/threonine-protein kinase SBK1. The record is from RefSeq and is a predicted model, not a curated record. The transcript has 4 exons. Lineage: Eukaryota; Metazoa; Chordata; Actinopteri; Characiformes; Serrasalmidae. Bases 213 to 1235 code for a protein of 340 amino acids. Gene Ontology annotation, biological process: peptidyl-threonine phosphorylation; peptidyl-serine phosphorylation. Gene Ontology annotation, molecular function: protein serine/threonine kinase activity; ATP binding.